CAUCCUCAUCAUUUACUCCGUCACCUCGAUAUGCUACUAGUUCUAUAUUAAUUGGUACAAAAUUAUAUUUCUUCGGAGGAUGGGCCAAAGAUUCUGAUAAUAUAGAAAAUUGUCAAAGUGAUAUUUUCUAUUUGGAUAUUUCGAAUUCUUUUAAUAUUGAAGAUGAUAAUCAAAAUAUUCCAUGGAUUGAUCUUACAUCCACUGCCGAAAUACCGGAAAGAAUAUGUUGGCAUAAUAGUUUAAAAGAAAUAAAUAAUAAUACAAUAUAUUUAUUUGGAGGGAUAACUCAAAAUAUUAAAAGUAAAGAAUUAACUUUUGAUACAUUAUUAUAUAAAUUUGAUAUUACAUCACAAAAAUGGAGUAAACCUUCUUUAACAGGAAUUUCACCUGGAAGAAGAAUAAGACUUGAAAUAGUUCAAGAUAAUAAAAAUGAUAUAGAAAAUACUUAUAUAUUUGGUGGAUUAACGACGAAUAAGAUAAUGUGGUUUAAUGAUAUGAAUAUUUUAGAUACAUUAAAAUUAAAUUGGUUAUUAGUGGAAACUUCUGGUAUUAAUAUUCCUCCUCCUCAAGCUGAUUUUACUACUACUUUAUUAUCCAAUGGAAUUAUUCUUUAUAUUGGAGGAAGAGAAGCAGUAAAUGUAUACGGUGAUAAAAUUACAUACAAAAAAAUGGAUCAA
This is a messenger RNA of Dentiscutata erythropus, 677 nucleotides long. NCBI's taxonomy places the organism in Eukaryota, Fungi, Glomeromycota, Glomeromycetes, Diversisporales, Gigasporaceae. The record is from the annotation of a GenBank genome assembly.